This is a messenger RNA of Sander lucioperca (pikeperch), 2192 nucleotides long. Its product is annotated as ankyrin repeat domain-containing protein 34A. The coding region runs from base 64 to 1620 and encodes 518 amino acids. Lineage: Eukaryota; Metazoa; Chordata; Actinopteri; Perciformes; Percidae. The transcript is spliced from 4 exons. Gene Ontology annotation, molecular function: protein binding. The record is from RefSeq and is a predicted model, not a curated record.
AGGCGGAGGCCGGGCGGUCAGCGGUGAGGGCACUUCCCGUGUUGAGCAGGUCUGAAGCAAAGCAUGAUGAGAGACGGUGUGCGGCAGGGCGAGGGGAACGCCCUGCUGAAGGCCGUGUUCCAGGGGAAGCUGCGGCUGGCGCGGCUGCUGCUGGAGGGCGGGGCUUAUAUCAACGAGGGAAACGAGCGCGGAGAGACGCCGCUCACCGCCGCCUGCCUGGCGAGCUACGACGACCCACAGGCACGGCUCAAGAUGGUGAGGUACCUGCUGGAGAAAGGCGCCGACCCAAACAUCCCCGACAAGAGCGGCCGCACGGCUCUGAUGCACGCGUGCGCGGAGCGGGCGGGGCAGGACGUGGUGCUGCUGCUGCUGGACAACGGUGCCGACCCCAGCCUCAAAGACUACGCGGGCGCUUCGGCGCUCGUGCACGCCAUUAACACGGGCGCCCGCGAGACCUUGCAGGUGCUGCUGGACGCCUGCAAGGCCAAGGGCCAAGAGGUCAUCAUCAUCACCAGCAACACCUCGCCGUCCGGCACCAAGAAGACCAAACAGUACCUCAACUCGCCGCCCUCUGAGGGCUUGGACAAGCACUCGCUGGCGUGCAUGUCGCCGUCCGACGUGGAGAUCGGCACCGACUCACCGGCCGCGGGAGACGAACGCAAAGACGGGGAGAGCUUCUUUAGCUUCGCGCUCACGUCGGCGUUACCGUUACCGUCUGCUCGGCCGCCUGGCGAGAAGCGUCCGGCCCCAGCGCAGAAGCUUCUGAAGCGGCUGAACUCGGAGCCCUGGGGGCUUGUGGCGCCCUCUGUGCUGGGCGCCGUUCCCCGGGAGGAGGGGGCCGCUCUGAGCCAGACCAUCGCCGAGAUCAACGGUCUGUCCAUCGCAGAACCGCUGACGCCCGGGCGGCCGCUGUUGUCACGGCGACACAGCAUCGAGACACACGACCCCUGCUCGCCAAAACUCAUGGACCGGUCCGUGUCGGAGGACUACGCAGCGGCGCUCGCUGGCGCCUCCUGGGCCGACAAGGUGCAGCAGCACCAGAUCCUGUACCGUAGGAACACGGCGCCAGAGUCGCAGGAGAAUGCCGCUGCCCGUCUCGCUCACCCCAAACUGACCCGCAUGGAGCACUACGAGUCCGACACGCACCUGUCCCCUGACUCCAUCCCCGGCUCGCCGGACUCUGGACGUGUGUCCGUGGAGCGCAGAAGGUAUAACGCCUCCCCGCUGUGCCUGCUCCCUGGCUCUUCCCGGGAGUCUCUGGAGAACAUCCCGGCCUCCGUGUCGCCGCUCGCUGUGCGGCGGCGUCCCCCGGGGCUCCUGGAGCGCCGCGGCUCUGGGACGCUCCUAUUGGAUCACAUCUCCCACACGCGGCCGGGCUUCCUGCCGCCGCUCAACAUCAACCCGCAGAGACCCAUCCCCGACAUCCGCGCCUCGCCCAGCCACGGCGCCGCCAGCGGGAAGAUCCUGGUCCCGGUGGCGCCCGCCUCGCCCAAACGCGGCCCCGACUUCAAGAUGAAGAAGAAGCUGAUGAGGAGACACUCGAUGCAGACGGAGCAGAUGAAGCAGCUCUCCACCUUCCAGGAAAUCCUCGCCGAGAAGGUCAGCGAGGCCAACGAUUGACGACAGGAGGAGCGGGAGCAAGGCAUCAUGGGUAGCUGCAGAGACCUGUAGGGUUAGGUUCAUUCACUGGAGUAAAGCAUCAUGGGUAGCUGCAGAGACCUGUAGGGUCAUUCACUGGAGCAAAGCAUCAUGGGUAGCUGCAGAGACCUUUAGGGUCAUUCACUUUGAAGCUUCUCCAGAUCUGAUAUUGAUUGAUAAAAUCCUGAGAUGGAUCUUUUAACAGUCUCCGUUUUAAAGCUAUUCUUUUGUGAUAAUUAUGAUUUCCAAUUGAUGACAGAUGUUUAGACCUUCUGUGAUCUCAUGGCUUGAUAAUAGUAAAUGAUGACAGAUGUUUAGACCUUCUGUGAUCUCAUGGCUUGAUAAUAGUAAACAGAGCUUUAGCUGCUGACCCCCUAUGGUUAGGCUUAAGGCUGAAUUAUGCUUCUGCGUUAAUAGUCCACUGUGGCUACGUACGUAGGUAUGUGGAGAACACCAAUCCUAACAUGUAGCCUGACAUCACUCCCGAAAGAAUGUCACAAAACGUUGCGGUGAUGCCAUGGCCGAGCGGCGUUGCAUUCCCCCCCGAGUCAUUU